Messenger RNA from Brassica napus (rape), 2421 nucleotides. Its product is annotated as tuberculostearic acid methyltransferase UfaA1-like. Bases 761 to 2143 code for a protein of 460 amino acids. NCBI's taxonomy places the organism in Eukaryota, Viridiplantae, Streptophyta, Magnoliopsida, Brassicales, Brassicaceae. Gene Ontology annotation, biological process: lipid biosynthetic process. The record is from RefSeq and is a predicted model, not a curated record. The transcript has 15 exons. Gene Ontology annotation, molecular function: methyltransferase activity.
UAACAUUUUUGAGUUAUACUCUUAACUCAAAUUUAAUCAAGUGUAAUUUAUGCACCAAUUAAAACUUAAUCAAUUUGUAGUUGGAUCUUUGUUUGGGUCGAGUUUUCAAUAUCAAUUGAUACCAACUGGUUUACUAUUGGUUAACGCCAUAAACCAUUAAAACUAAGCCAAUCUUAGUUUGUGUGGAAACAUGUUUUGAUCUUUUAGACUAAUAAGGAGAAAGAGACGUGUGUCUUGCUGAUGAUGUUGUGACCUUUAUCAAAACUAAGACAAGUGUUUUAUGAGGUGGUGGAUUAUAAGAUAAUCAUGAUCUUUAACACAUUUGUCAGCCAUCUUUUUUUCUUCUUUUUAAAAAAAAAAAAAUUGGUUAAACUUUCAUUGGCCAUCAUAUUUAUAAAAGGGACGAAAUUGGUUUAAGUUUGUCUGGACGGAAUUAUAUUCUUCGAUCACGAUCCUUCACAUGAAGGCGUGAAGCAUCGGAGAACGUUAGAUGAGACAUUUUAUUCUAAAUAAUUUUAAUUAUAUAUUACAGGAAAGAUUUGAAGGAAAAGUACACAUGUGUGUGGUAUAUAAAUACAGAACAGGGAGUAUUGCUUACAACAUAUCUCUUUUCGAGAUCUAAAUCCAUUUUGUCCACCAAACUUUUCUUUCUAUUUUGUAUUUUGGUAUGGUAUCUCUCUAGACUCGGUCCACCAAACUUUCCUUACUAUUUCGAGAUCUAAAUCCAUUUUGUCCCAGAUUCCCAAAUAUAAAGGCCGGUAUGGAAGCUGCACGAAGUUUGUUAGGGAAAGGAAUUACUCUUCUAAAAAACCUGCAACAUAUGGCCCUUUCCGUAACCGAGUCAGGGGCACGGCUUUUCGUUACUAGAUUCUUGAGACAGUUCAUAUCGAUUGGUUGUUUAACGAUACUAGAAGACGGAGGAACAAUGUUCACGUUCGGAGGAAAUUAUUCUAAUUGUCUUUUGAAAUCUAUCCUCAAGAUUCACAGUCCUCAGUUUUACUGGAAGGUGAUGACACAAGCGGAUUUAGGACUGGCAGAUGCUUAUAUCAGUGGAGAUUUUUCUUUCGUGGAUAAAGAGUUGGGAAUGUUGAAUCUGAUUAUGAUUCUCAUUGCUAAUAGAGACUUGAGCUCAAGAAAACCAAACUUUGCUAAGAAAAGGGGAUGGUGGACACCAAUGUUUUUAACUGCCGGUUUAGCAUCUGCAAAGUAUUUUUUUAAGCAUGUCUCUAGGCAAAACACUCUAACACAAGCUCGAAGGAACAUUUCUCGUCAUUAUGACCUUAGCAACGAGCUUUUUAGUCUUUUCAUGGAUGAUACCAUGGCUUACUCCUCUGCAGUAUUCAAGUCAGUGAAUGAGGAUCUAAGAACUGCACAAAUGAGAAAAAUAACUCUUUUGAUUGAAAAGGCAAGGAUAGAAAAGAAUCAUGAGGUUUUAGAGCUAGGAUGCGGAUGGGGAACCUUGGCCAUAGAAGUUGUCAGAAGAACUGGAUGCAAAUACACUGGCAUUACUCUAUCUAUUGAACAGCUUAAAUAUGCAGAAGCCAAAGUUAAAGAAGCUAGACUUGAGGAUAGGAUUACAUUUCAGCUUUGCGAUUAUCGCCAACUGUCUGAUGCUCAGAAAUAUAACAGAAUCAUAGCUUGCGAAAUGAUAGAAGCGGUUGGCCACGAGUUCUAUGAAGCGUUUUUCAGCUGCUGUGAAGUUGCGCUUGCAAAAGACGGCAUUUUUGUCAUGCAGUUCACAGCUGUACCUGAAGAGCUUUACGAUGAGACCAGACUAAGUUCAGGUUUCAUAACGGAAUACAUAUUUCCAGGUGGCUGUCUUCCUUCUUUAGCCAGAGUUACUUCAGCCAUGUCCUCCUCCUCUAGGCUAUGCAUUGAAGACGUCGAGAACAUUGGGAUUCAUUACUACUAUACACUGAGAUGUUGGAGGAAGAGAUUCUUGGAGAACCAAAAACAAAUCAUGGAGCUUGGAUUCGAUGAUAAAUUCAUAAGGACAUGGGAGUAUUAUUUCGACUAUGUUGCCGCUGGUUUCAAAACUCUUACCCUUAGAAGCUACCAGAUAGUUUUUUCACGUCCAGGGAACAUUGCUGCAUUCGGAGAUCCAUUCCAUAGUUUCCCUUCUGCUCUGAAAAAACAAGAGUAGAUGAAUCAUUGCUUUUGUUAUUUCCUUGUCAGCUUGCCUUGUUUGUUUGCAAAAGUAUUUGUAUUGUCGAAAGAUCUACUUUCACCAUUGAUUAAACAAUCUUGUUCAAGACCAUAUAUCAAUGUCACUUCUACAAUGUAAUAUCAUACACUUUUACUUAACACUAGAGAUUUUUUCCGCGCUUCGCGCGGAUUGUGUCUUAUAAAUUUAUUUAAUUUAUAAUAUUAUUUGUCGAUUUUUUUCUUUUACAUUAACUUCUUGUUUUUCCAAUGUUAGUU